This is a messenger RNA of Zea mays, 1055 nucleotides long. RefSeq lists its product as uncharacterized. The transcript has a single exon. The record is from RefSeq and is a predicted model, not a curated record. NCBI's taxonomy places the organism in Eukaryota, Viridiplantae, Streptophyta, Magnoliopsida, Poales, Poaceae. The coding region runs from base 489 to 983 and encodes 164 amino acids.
GUUAAUGUAUUUUCCAAUGAAGCAUCCCAAUGAAGCAAAACUCUUCAAUUGCUUUACUUGAUAUAGUAUUUUCUUAUUAAUGUCAUCCCACACAUUCACAAAUCUAUCACACCCUCCGGUGGCAAACAUUCCAAAGCUGCACAAGGAUAACAAAAUGAGAAUUACUAAUAAUAAGUGACGUUGCACUGUGCUCCAGGAUCUCAAUUGCAUCCUCCACUCUGAACAUAUAUGCAUAUUAGGGAAUAUAUGCAGAGGCGUGUCAGCAGCUACAAUGCACACACAAAAUGAAUCGACCCAAUAAGAAUAGCUAACCUGCAAUAUGUGCUAUUAUCAGAGAUAUAGGAUCUACACCUACAUACAAGCAUGGCAGAGGCACGGAGCCUCAACUCCACUGCCCUGCUGCAAUUUUUUCUCUGUUAGUCGAUCAGCCAGCGAGUGAAACCAAGAAAUUCAUGGCGGGUUGAAGGAGACACGGGAGGGAGGUAUGCAUGUUCCUGGCGAGGUGCUCCCAGCGGCGUAGUCACCAGUCUGUUGACUCAUGGGGACAUGGUCAUAGUCGGCGUCGGCUUGCUCGAGUGCCAGCAGCAACCAUGGCCCUAUUCGCAGCCAUAGGGGGUCAGCCUUCUUGCGCUCUCAUGGCAUCGGUGGAGCUGAUAGAGGGUCUUGGGGGGCUCCCCGUCGACGGGUCUCCAGCGGCCACUGCAGCACCACGAAGCACAAUGUUGUUGCCCGGGUCUGCCAGGGGGGCGCUGUCGAAGGGUCGACCCAAGAAGCGGAUCUCGAUGUUGAGUGGCGCAGCGUGCUCCACUUUGCAUCUCCCAGAUGUGGUCCUCCGCCGGCGGCGAGCCCGGGUGGAGGUGGAGCUCUUGUGGCUGGAAGGCGGAGGGGAGGAAUGGAUCGGUAGAUGGGAGGGAGAGGAAGGUCUUGCGGUGGGGAGGAAUACACGGAUGGCGAUUCGGGAGGGGACGACGGCGAUCUACUAGGGUUUAGUUUGGGCGUGAGGGGAUGAGGGCGGAUGGCGAUCUGGAGACAAUGACGGCGGUUCAGAUUAGGGU